Molecule: messenger RNA, 1413 nt
Organism: Aspergillus steynii IBT 23096
Lineage: Eukaryota; Fungi; Ascomycota; Eurotiomycetes; Eurotiales; Aspergillaceae
Gene: fahA
Product: fumarylacetoacetate hydrolase FahA
Exons: 1
Coding region: 47-1342 (431 amino acids)
Biological process (GO): L-phenylalanine catabolic process; homogentisate catabolic process; L-tyrosine catabolic process
Molecular function (GO): fumarylacetoacetase activity
Source: RefSeq, a predicted model, not a curated record
CCUGGUAGUUUUACUCUCUCAUUCAACUUCCUCAUCUUCUUUCGUCAUGGCUUCCUGGUUCGCAAUCCCCAAGAACUCGCCCUUCUCCUUGGCCAACAUCCCCUUUGGCAUCAUCUCCUCCGCCAACACCCCGUCGCGAGUGGCCGCCAUCGCCAUCGGAGACCAUGCCUUGAACCUCAGUGUCUUCGCAGCCUCCGGGGGCUUUUCGCAGCUCCCGGCCAUCCAGUCCCAUCUCAGUGUCUUCUCGCAGCCGACUCUGAACGCCUUCGCGGCGCUGGGCCGCCCCGUGCAUCGUCAAGUGCGCGAGUACAUCCAGAGCGUCUUCCGCGCAGACACGCCCCUCCCUCAGAUCCUCAAAGACAAUGGCGCUCUGCAGAAAGACGCUCUGCUCCCCUUGAGCGACGUGACCAACCACGUCCCCAUGCAGAUCGGCGACUACACCGAUUUCUACGCGGGUCUGAACCACGCAUACAACGUGGGCGUGCUCUUCCGGGGACCCGACAACGCCCUGCAGCCCAACUACAAGCAUCUGCCCGUCGCAUACCACAGCCGGGCCUCCUCCGUCGUCACCUCCGGCACGCCCAUCAACCGCCCCAACGGCCAGAUCCUCACCAACCCGACGGCCGACCCCAAAGUCCCGACCUUCUCGCCCUGCAAGAAGCUCGACAUCGAGCUCGAGCUGGCCGCGUUCGUCUCCCGUCCCAACAACUUGGGUCAUCCCGUCCCCGUCACCGAAGCAGAAGACCACAUCUUCGGCCUCGUGCUCAUGAACGACUGGUCCGCCCGCGACAUCCAAGCAUGGGAAUACGUGCCGCUGGGCCCGUUCAACGCCAAGAACUUCGCCACCACCAUCACCCCCUGGGUGGUGCUGCUGGACGCCCUGGAGCCGUUCCGCUCCGCGGGCCUCGAGCCCGGAGACCGCGACUCUCUCCUCCCCUAUCUGCAGGAGAAGAAGGCCGCCAACGUCUACGACAUCCCGCUGGAGGUGGAGAUCACGAACGCCGGCGGCCAGCCCACCCUCAUCUCGCAGUCCAAUGCGAAGAACCUGCUCUACUCGUUCCCGCAGAUGCUGGCGCACCACACCAUCACCGGGUGUAACAUGAACCCCGGCGACUUGCUGGGUAGCGGCACGAUCUCGGGCACGGAGCCGAAGACGCAGGGCAGUUUGCUGGAGCAGACGAAUGGGAAGAGUCCGAUCAAGCUGGCGGAUGGGUCGGAGCGCCUCUUCCUGGAGGAUGGAGAUACGAUUGUGCUGAGGGGGAAGGCGGGUGCGGAGGGCAGCUAUGUUGGGUUUGGAGACUGUACGGGGACGAUUCUGCCGGCUGUGAAGUUGAGCUUUUAGUUGAGAUAUUGUAGUUCAUUCUUGAUUCCAAAAUAGUGUAUUGAGUUGUCAACUGUACGACGAGUACGAAU